Molecule: messenger RNA, 2034 nt
Organism: Lolium rigidum
Lineage: Eukaryota; Viridiplantae; Streptophyta; Magnoliopsida; Poales; Poaceae
Product: pentatricopeptide repeat-containing protein At2g36980, mitochondrial-like
Exons: 2
Coding region: 1-2034 (677 amino acids)
Biological process (GO): RNA modification
Molecular function (GO): RNA binding; protein binding
Source: RefSeq, a predicted model, not a curated record
AUGAGUCUGAACCCUCCGGCUGGUCGCGCCGCGGCACGCGUGGCAGAGCAUGGAGCCCCUUCCACCUUCGCCGGCCUGGCCGCCGCCACAUCCAGGAUCGCCUCCCACGGCCGCGCCGGCAACGCCGCCGCGGCGCGCGCCGUGUUCGACGCGAUGCCUCGCCGCGACGCCGUCGCCUGGAACGCCAUGAUCACCGCCUACUCCCGCGCCGGCCAGCCGCGCGCCGCCCUCGCGCUCUUCUCCCGCAUGCGCGGCGCACCGGACGCCUUCUCCCUCACCGCCGCGCUCUCCGCGGCCUCGGCCCUCCGCUGUUCCGUCGCCGGCGCGCAGCUCCACGCCCGCGUUCUCCGCCUCGGCAUCCGCGCGCUGCUCCCCGUCGGCAACGCGCUCGUCGCCAUGUACGCCAGGUGCGCCCGCGCGGACGACGCGGCGCGCGCCUUCCGGGAGAUGCCCGAGCGCAACGCGCUGUCCUGGUGCUCCCUCCUGAACGCCUACGUCGCCUCUGGCCGCAUUAAGCUCGCACAGGAGUUGUUCGACGAAAUGCCUGCUGCAAGCAGCGUUGCCUGGAACACGCUACUUACCGGAUAUUCUCGCAGCAGCAAUGCCAAGCAGUGUUUUCUUGUGUUCAACAAGAUGCGGGUGUCAGGGAUCUCUUGUGACGAUGCUACACUCUGCAUUCUGAUCGACGCUUGCACGGAGCUCCCCUACCCAUCUACUGGCUUUGCAGUCCACAAGAUUGCGGUGCAGAGUGGCUGGAAUGCCGUCCCCGAGGUCAGUAACUCGCUUAUUUCAUUCUACAGCAAGUUCAGCUUGCUAGAUCAUGCCGUGAAGACCUUCAAGUCUAUGGAGAGUAGAACCAUCGUGUCAUGGAAUUCGCUGAUUGAUGCAUACACAAGGCUUGGCCACAUUGAAAAAGCGGCUGCUCUAUUUCAACGAGCUCCUGAAACAAAUAUCAUCUCGUGGACAGCGAUGAUUGGAGGUUUUGCGAGGAAUGGCCACACAGACGAGGCCCUCGCACUAUUUGUCAAGAUGUUGACACAGAAGGAUACCCAGCCUGACGACUUCACUUUGGGGGCUGUGCUUCAUGCUUGCGCUACUGCAGCAUCUCUGACCGGUGGAAGGAUGAUCCAUGCCUGUGCAUUCCAAAGGGGUUUCACGUCCUACUUGUAUGUGGCCAACAGCUUGAUGGACAUGUAUGCCAAGUGCGGAGACGUGGAGGGUGCAAGCAGUAUAUUCAGUGAUGUCCUACAGAAGGACUUGGUCUCGUGGAACACCAUGUUGUUCGGGUUCGCGAUAAAUGGAUGGGCAAAUGAAGCACUGGCAAUGUAUGAAAGCAUGUUGUCCCACGAUGUCUGCCCCGACGAAGUUACAUUUGCCGGCUUGCUCACCGCCUGCAGCCACUGUGGACUCCUAGAUCAAGGCAGAGCUUUCUUUGAGUCAAUGGUGUCUGUCCAUCGACUGAAGCCAUCACCGGAACAUUUAGCUUCUGUCCUGGACAUGUAUGCUAGAUCAGGGAACAUAAAAAAGGCUAUUGAGAUGCUGGACCAAUAUUCAGAUACGGUUCAGCCACAUAUCAGUGACAUGCGCGAGGCUCUGCUUAGUGCCUACUCAUCAGGCAACCUCGAUGUCAGAAUCGGAAGGAGCGUGGGGAGCAGCAUGGUGUCUAUGGAGCCUGCAAAGGAUGCUGGCUAUGUCACGUUGUCUAACUUGUUGUGCGCCAUUGGGCAGUGGACGGAAGCGGAGCAGGUGAGAAGAACCAUGUCAGAGCAUGGUGUUAAGAAGUCUCCUGGCUGUAGCUGGAUCCAAGUGAUGGGUGCUAUUAAGGUGUUCGUAUCAGGUGGGCAGGAACUUGAUCCGUCAGAUAUAGUAUGUGAUAUCAUUCACUUGUUGGAUGAGGAAGUGGGGAAUACAGUGUGUUGCAGUCCGCAAAUUAAUAUGAGUUUUAACACAGUAAUUUUUGGCUGUGUUGACAUUGUCAUAUAUUAUGUAGCCCUGCUCAAUAUAUGGCCCAAACACUGUUGUUGCUGGUGUUGA